CUGUGAUCUCGCAAAGUCGAAGCCACGGUGUCGUAACUGAACCGAUCUCGUUGCUUCGUGCUACUACAGAAUGUACAAACAUGGCAUCGGUAGCCGCAUUCGGUCUUUAUUUAGGCAACACCUCAGCCUGUUUGGCGAUAUUUAAGGAUGACAACGUUGAUGUCGUCGCAAACGAAGCCGGUGAGCGAGUCACCGCGGCUGUGGUCGCCUUCAACGAAACCGAAGAGGUGAUCGGCUUGGCAGCCAAGGCCGGUCUUUUCAGGAAUGGUCCGAUCUCUGUAUUGAAUAACAAGAGAUUGAUGAAUAAAAAUAUGGACGAGACGGAGCUAGAGUUAGCAGUAAAGAGUAGCACCUGUAAAAUAAUAAAGGAGAAAGACACAGUACAAUAUUUAAUAAAGAGGAAUGAAAGGAUGGAGAAAAUACUCCCUGUCGAAGUCGCAACUAGAAUAUUUGAGGCCAUGUACAGUAUUUCUACUACCGCCGCACAUGACGACAAUGAGCACAACGUCGUGCUUUGCGUUCCGCUCAGAUUUAAUCCUGCUAGCAUUCAAAUGUGGAGCAAAUCUGCCUCCUCUGCUGGGUUCAGAGUUCUACAAGUUAUUAGCGAACCUGCUGCCGCCUGUUUGGCCUAUGGGAUUGGUCAGGACAGAAAGGAAUCAGGAUACGUGCUAGUCUACAGAAUAGGAGGUGUGAGCAGUGAGAUCACGUUGGUCAAAGUAGUCAGUGGCAUAUACCAGAUUGUAUCGACGUCGUACUACCACGAUUUGGGUGGUAAUAAGCUGACGAAAAUUUUAGCCGAAUAUUUGGCAGGUGAAUUUAUGAGUAAAUGGAAAUUGGACCCAAUGGAAAGCAGGCGAUCAAUGUCAAAGUUGAAUAUAGCGGCAGAGACGUGUAAACAUGUUUUGUCGACAAUGUCGACAGCGCACUGUUUCGUCGAAUCUUUGUGCGACGGAGUUGAUUUUAGUUAUAAUAUAACUAGAGCUCGUUUUGAGAACUUGAUAAAUUCAAACAUAUCGGAGUAUAUCGCGCCCAUCGAUAAAAUACUGAAAGAAACAAAACUGAGCACGGAUGAUAUAAGCAAGAUCAUACUCAGCGGGGGUACAAUGAAGAUUCCCAAACUUCAGGAGAAAAUUGGCACCCUUUUCUCCAACGGCGAAGUGUGCAGUGGAAAAUGGAGCCCUGACGAAUGUAUGGCGAUAGGCGCGGCUAUGCAGUCAGCCCUUCUGCUUUCCCAUGGAAUGUGGGACGAGAGUUUACAAUCUACAAACAUGGAAGUAAACGCCCUGCAGAAACCCCUUUACAUACAAAUUGAGGAACUCAAACCUAUUAUUAUACCGGCAAAAACAGUCGUACCUAUAAAGCUACAAACACGUAUUGAAGUACCUGAGGUUAAAGAUGGAAAAAUAAACAUCAAAAUAUACGAACAAGACUCGGAGGAUGCAGCAAGCCAAAAAAAAAUCGGACUGAUUUGCAUACCGGCUGAAAGUGGAGCUCAGCUGAAAGUCGAUACAGAUUUAACAGAGGCCAGUUUAAAUGUAAAUAUAACUGAUGCUAAGUCUGGCCAAAAAUCAUCAUUUCGUUUUGGCAUACACGAAGAUGACUCCUAACUAAAGUUUACCAUCUAGAGCUUUAACUUAUGUAAUUAUAUUAUUAACUAUCCUUAAUUAUUGUUGACAUUUUAAUAAAUUCAGCAAUCAUUUCGUAAGAAAAAUGUUCGUUUGCCUGAAAUUAAAAAAUUAUUAGAUAUUAAAAUAAUUUCUUCACCUCAGAACGAUGAUAAAUUUUUGGUAUCGGAACAGUGUAAU
Diprion similis is the source of this 1805-nucleotide messenger RNA. Its product is annotated as heat shock 70 kDa protein 14-like. Gene Ontology annotation, molecular function: ATP hydrolysis activity; misfolded protein binding; heat shock protein binding. Bases 81 to 1607 code for a protein of 508 amino acids. NCBI's taxonomy places the organism in Eukaryota, Metazoa, Arthropoda, Insecta, Hymenoptera, Diprionidae. Gene Ontology annotation, biological process: protein refolding; cellular response to unfolded protein. The transcript is spliced from 5 exons. Gene Ontology annotation, cellular component: cytoplasm; ribosome. The record is from RefSeq and is a predicted model, not a curated record.